AUGCUCUCAUGGUCAAUCACAUAUGGAGUUUGCUAUCUCUUCGAGAAUCCUUAUGGGUCAAAUGGAUCCACUCGUAUCGUAUUCGUAGUAGAAGUUUUUGGGAUAUUCUGGUUGGAAGGGAGGAAAAUGCUUGGGCUUAGACAUUUACUUAGAGAUCAUAUAUGGAUAAACGUGGGAAAUGGUAUGAGAACUUUUGCUUGGUUUGACAAAUGGGAUGACAUAUGUCCGAUAGCGAGAAUGAUUACUCCGAGGAUGAUAGCUAAUGUCGGGUUCAGUAUGACUACUAAAUUGGCGGAGGUUUGUGAAUAUGGAGAAUGGCUUUGGCCAGACGUGUGGACGGCUCGAUAUCCUGCUCUUGCUCAGCUUCAGAUUGUUACAAUAGAUCAGACGAGACAAGAUAGACUGGAAUGGAAAACAAGUUCAGGUCAAAGUGUGGAGUUUAACACAGCGACGGCUUGGGAUGCCAUUCGGUUCAAGCAGAAUGAGGUUUCUUGGGCCAAGCUCGCUUGGUUUCCGCAGGCUAUACCCCGCCACUCGUUUCUAAUGUGGCUUCUGGUGCAAAAAGUUGAAGAAUCAAGAUAUUAUCAGUAG
Messenger RNA from Helianthus annuus (common sunflower), 591 nucleotides. RefSeq lists its product as uncharacterized. NCBI's taxonomy places the organism in Eukaryota, Viridiplantae, Streptophyta, Magnoliopsida, Asterales, Asteraceae. The coding region runs from base 1 to 591 and encodes 196 amino acids. The record is from RefSeq and is a predicted model, not a curated record. The transcript has a single exon.